AUGGAGGAUAAUACUAUAGAGGAUAUAGAAAAUGAGAAGCCAAGUGAUGGAAAUGAUGAACAGCAAAAUGAGGAAAUAAAUGAAAGUGAAGAAAAAGAAGAAGAUAAGAAUAUUAAGACGAAAUCACAAAAGCAGAAAAUUAUAUCGAGAGCUUCAACUCAUGCUGAAUAUUAUGCCUUAGCUGAUUGUGUUGAAGAAGUUUUACCUAUAAAAGGAGUGUUAAGUGAUAUUGGUGUUAUAAUUAGUUCAAUUAAAAUUUAUAAAGACAAUUCUGGUGCCAUAGCCUUAUCAAAAAAUUCGACGUUGGUGCAAUUGACGAAGAUGACGAUGGCUACUACUGAAAAGGAUCCAUUGGUCAGUGAAAGAUCAGGCAAAGUUCGCGAAGUGGGCAAUCAUGCUAUAUGGAGUUUAUCUUCGUGUAAACCAGGUUUUGGUAUCGAUCAGUUAAGAGAUGAUUGUAUGGAUACAUAUUGGCAAUCCGACGGUCAGCUUCCGCACUUAGUAAAUAUUCAAUUUCAAAGAAAAACAAUGGUUUCUCAUAUCUACAUAUAUACUGAUUAUAAACUAGACGAAAGUUAUACACCCAGCCGAAUAUCAAUAAGAGCAGGAACUCAUUUUAAUGAUUUGCAAGAAAUUGAAGUUAUUGAAUUGAUUGAGCCCAGUGGAUGGGAAAUGAUACCAAUCAAAGACAUUCAUGACAGACCUAUAAGGACCUACAUGAUACAAAUAGCUGUCUUGAGCAAUCAUCAAAAUGGAAGGGAUACACAUAUGCGCCAAAUUAAAAUACACUCGCCGUGUGAGCCAACAUCAUUUGAUAUUAAUAAAUUCCGGAAUUUCUCUACUGUACAGUUCCAACAAUAUGCUACAAUACGUUAA
This is a messenger RNA of Arctia plantaginis, 876 nucleotides long. The record is from the annotation of a GenBank genome assembly. NCBI's taxonomy places the organism in Eukaryota, Metazoa, Arthropoda, Insecta, Lepidoptera, Erebidae.